ACAGAAGCUGUCAAAAGCCAAAACUGUCACGAAAGCAAAACGCCAGCAAAAUCGAACGGCGAUUUUUAGGGCAGCAAAAAAAGUGUUUAAUUCGCACAAUUCCGGUCCCGAACCCGGCACGGUUCCAUCGCGCGUCGCGAGUGUUCCCCCCUGCGCCGUGGGCCACCAACCGAUCGUGCACGGUAGUGGCCAGCCAUCGCCAUCUGUGCGCCCUCCCUAUUUCUUCCCAGUUGAAGGCCACCCUUGAAGAAGAGAGUGAAAAAAGCAACAAAAAAAAGUUCCACAUCAAAAAGUCGCUUCCAUCAGCACAUCAGAUUGCGUGUCACGAUGUCCAACGAGAACGAUUCCGGCGAGGGUGGGUUCUGGGCGCCGGCGGCUGCUUCGCCUCCGCAGCCUCAACAAGCCCCUUCCAGCAGUUUCUUCCCGCUGGGGCAGGCGGCGGCGGCCGCGGCUUCCGGACACCACCAUUACGGACUUCCGGCGCCGGGGAAUAACUUUACGGUGCUUUCCGACGCGUUUGGGAACUUUUACAAGGUGUACCAUCAGCCGAAUGCGGCCGCGGCCGAGCAGGCCGACGUGGCGCUGAACAACGGCGGUGGAAGUUCCGUUGAGAGUCCGCCGAUCAAGUGCGAGUACGAACUGUUUUCCAGCAGCAACAACAGCAGCUUCAUUCGCCCGGUGCAGGGCUUUGGCUUCCUUUUCCACCAGCAACAGCAGCAGCAACAGCAACCAGCUCAGCAAACUGUCACGGCGUCGGCUCCGGAAUCGGCGGGUGGAACCGGUUCCGGCACGAGCAUGCUCAUCAACCAGCUGGUCGGUAACUGGGCGCCGACCAUCUCCGGAACGUACUCGCCCUUUGGCAGUGGCGCGCCCUCGCUGCUCGCCGAAGGUUUGCCCAGAUCUUCCGAAACGUACGCAACGGAACCGACUCCACCGAUGGUGCCGGCCCAGGCCCCGCCGGUGCAGCAGUCUCCCGUGCGUCAACCGGUGGUCACGGCUCCGCCAACUCCGGAGCACAAACCUGCUUCACCUGCCGUGAGCUACGACCAGCUGAACGAUGAAAAGAGCGCCAAGCUGAACGCCAACGUCCGCAAGCAGCGCAUCGUGGCCGAGGUCAAACCGAUGCGCAUGUCGUACUCGGACGUGCUCAGCAAGAAUGCGGCGGCGGCCGCGGCGACAACCGCUUCGUCUUCCAGCACUGCUACCGGUGGAAAUGGGGCGGCCAAAGUGACGACAGCUGCGACGCAGCACAAAUCCGCCAAGGUCGUUCCGAAAAAGGGCGCCGAGUUUGGCAAAAAGGUUGAUCGGCCCGCGCAGAAGAAGCCCACGCAGGUUGCGGGCUCGAACGUGGCUUCCAGCCAACCGGAAGCCACCUUCAAGCCGGUCGUCAUCCAGAACGGUGGCGGUCCUGCGGACAAGAACUCCGCAACGAAAAAGAACGACAAGGUGAAUGAAAAAAACAAAGCCAACUCCAACAAGUCGAGUGGCAACGCCGGUCGCGGCAAGAAUCGACUGCGCAACUUUAGUGACGCGUACUCCGUGCAGGAUGUCCACGGUCCGUCCGGCAAGGAGGCUUCCAACGACGACGAGGAGGAGGAGGAGGACGAUGACGACGGUGAGACCAACUCGGACGACGAUUACGACCAGGAAGAGGAACAGCAAAACUCGCAACAGCAGCAGGUCUACAACGUCAAGAAGAACAACGCACCGAACGAUACUCACAUCGAGAAGAUUGCCGCGUCGCGAUCGACCGGUUUCAAGCGCGCAGGUGGCAAUCGGGGUGCGUCCCGUGCCAAACAGGACAAAUCCUACCAAUCGUCCUCAUCGGCGCUCAACUCUUCCGGCAAACGUGGCAACCAGCGACCUCGCAAGAACCAAAAGUACGUCAUCGUUCAGAAGAUCCUGAACGCCUGGAUCGAGUACACCGUACUCGCGGUCCUCUGGCUCUGGUCCCUCGUAAGCGACGUGGUAUACCUUAGCCUGCGACUCUGCUGGGACUAUCUCGUCGCGGCGUUCCAAUACUGCGAGCAAAACUUCACCAGCUGGCGUCGCGAACUCCAACAGGACCAUCCCGGCACUUGGUUGCGCAACGCGUGGAAAUCGUUCGACUCGCGCUUCGCCAAGGACUCCAAGUGGGCCUUCUGGCGGGGCAAGAAAAAGGCCGAAGAUCCCUCAACCUCCAACGCCCCGAACGGCACCAAGAACUACUACAAAGACGGCCGCCUCCCGUCCACCGCCGACGAAGCCAUGUCCUCGCUCCUGAACUGCAAAGGCAAGGACGCUUACGCGAUCCUCGGCGUCAGUCCCGACUGCUCGCAGGAGCAGAUCCGCAAGCACUACAAGAAGAUCGCCGUGCUCGUACACCCCGACAAGAACAAGCAACCGGGCGCGGAAGAGGCGUUCAAGGUGCUGCAGCGAUCGUUCGAACUGAUCGGCGAACCCGAGAACCGGAAGGCGUACGACCAGAGUCUGGCCGAGGCGCUGAACGCCGAGAAGGCCUGGUCCGAGAUCAACGACCUGCUGACGCAGCUGCACACCAAGAUCUCCGAGGCGGCCAACACGAUUCGGUGCAGCAGCUGCUGCCUGAGACAUCCGCGGAAGCCCACCGGACGACCCCACUACGCGGCCAGGGAGUGCAGCUCGUGCAAGAUUCGGCACUCGGCGCGGGAGGGUGACAUCUGGGCCGAAACGAGCUGCUUCGGGCUGCGCUGGAAGUACCUUGCGAUGAUGGAGGGCAACGUGUACGACAUUACGGACUGGGCCAACUGCCAAAAGGGCGCCCUCUCGCACCUCCAGCCCAACUCGCACAUUGUCCAGUAUCGCAUCGUCCUCGGCGGAAACUCGCAGCAAGGCCAGCAACAACAGCAGCAGCAGAACCAACAGGGCGGCCAGCAACAGCAGCACGUCGGAGGAGGUGGCGGCGGUGCCGCAGGAUCGCAGUCGGACAAGGACGCCGGACGGGGACGGAAGGAAGGUGAAUCCAACCUGGACGACUUCCUGAACAACAUUUACGGUGGCCAGAACCAGCAGCAACAGCAGCAAUCGCAAGGCGGUUCCCGGCGGCGUCACCGUAGAAACUAGACUUCCUCCGUAAAGAGAGAGAGAGAGAUUAACUAUUAGAGCUAGAUUGCCCCACCCUCCCAACAACCCUCAUACAUUAUAUCCAACCAGUGUUUAGAGAAAGAGCUUAGAGAUUAACUAAGCGAUAGACAAGCAGAUGCUAUCGCGUCAAUAAGUUUUUGUCUUUUUGUUCACGUUGCCGUGUCGCCGAAGAUCAACCAGACUCAGCAAGACCACCACCACCAGCAGCAGCCGCCGCCAACAACAGUCAGCCAACUCAGUACAAACGAUCCUACCACGCAGUAGCAGCAGUAGCCAGCAGGCGCACUCGGAACCGAAUCUUCGCAUGACUUCGACGCGACACGGUAGUUUUUGAGUAUAAUCAACAUCCAACAUGUUUAGUACCAGUAGAAAAGCAGAAUACUAAAUGCUAAAAAUUAAUAAAUCUGUAAGGCGUUCGUUGAAGCAUAUUUCAGUAAUAAACGCUGAAACACAUGGA
Culex pipiens pallens (northern house mosquito) is the source of this 3559-nucleotide messenger RNA. RefSeq lists its product as uncharacterized. The record is from RefSeq and is a predicted model, not a curated record. The coding region runs from base 328 to 3081 and encodes 917 amino acids. Gene Ontology annotation, molecular function: dopamine receptor binding. The transcript has 5 exons. NCBI's taxonomy places the organism in Eukaryota, Metazoa, Arthropoda, Insecta, Diptera, Culicidae.